Molecule: messenger RNA, 1844 nt
Organism: Polyodon spathula (Mississippi paddlefish)
Lineage: Eukaryota; Metazoa; Chordata; Actinopteri; Acipenseriformes; Polyodontidae
Product: F-box/LRR-repeat protein 3-like
Exons: 6
Coding region: 492-1808 (438 amino acids)
Biological process (GO): G2/M transition of mitotic cell cycle; regulation of cell cycle; entrainment of circadian clock by photoperiod
Cellular component (GO): cytosol; SCF ubiquitin ligase complex; nucleus
Molecular function (GO): protein binding
Source: RefSeq, a predicted model, not a curated record
GUGUACACAGUGGCUUCUAAUUAUUGUGGGCAGAGUCGGAAAGAAGCUCAUCACAAGAAUACACAAUUGCACUGUAUUUAUUUUGUAUGUGUGUUCAACUUAAACAAAUAAAAACUGAAUUAGCGUAAUAGAUCGACAUAUAUUUCCAUUUUGGAUUUUAAAUCUACUGUUUUCUUCUUGGUCUCGAGGUGUGGCAAGGUUUUUUUUUUUUUUUUUUUUUUUUUUUUUUUAUUUAAACAUCAUUACCGUUUUUCUAAGGUGUCAGAUAUUGCAAAAAAAAGGCUUUGAAACUGGACGGAAAGCGGACAAAAGAGAGACAAUAAACCCACAUGGCUGCUGUUCCUGUCUCAUCAGUUCACUGUACCAGUUUUACUAACUGCGCAACGCCGUGCAGGAAGAAAAUUUGGAAGGAGGCCCGGUGAAUGCCCAUGGCAGCAGCAACCUCAGACCAUCCAUCCAGUGUGAGCUAGAACUCAGAGCCGUUCAUUAGAAUGAAGCGAGGCAGACUAAGCAUCAACCCUGAGAGUCAAGGUCUUUCUGCCUCGGAGAAAGGGAACAAGAAGCACAGAUCUGGUUCUGCCUCUUUCUUUAAGAGCAUGGCCUACAGGCAGAAUGCCACGGAAGACUGGGGGAACCUGCCUCAUCAUGUGGUGCUGCUGGUGUUCCAGCACUUGUCCCUGGUGGACCGCGCCCGGGCCUCCUCUGUGUGCAGGAGGUGGAACGAAGUCUUCCACAUCCCUGACCUCUGGAGGAGAUUUGAAUUCGAACUGAACCAGCCAGCCACUUCGUACCUGAAAUCCACUCACCCCGAGCUGAUCCAGCAGAUUAUAAAGAAGCACGCUCAACACCUGCAGUACGUCAGCUUCAAGGUGGAUAGUUGCACAGAAUCUGCUGAGGCUGCCUGUGACAUUCUUUCACAGUUGGUAAACUGCACAAUCAAGACACUGGGGCUGAUCUCCACAGCAAGACCUAGCUUCAUGAAUGUUGCAAAGUCCCAUUUUGUCUCUGCUCUCACUGUGGUGUUUGUGAACUCGAAAUCACUCUCGUCCAUAAAGAUUGAUGACACUCCUGUAGAUGAUCCGUCUCUAAAAGUGCUUGUCGCUAACAACAGCGAUACUCUUAAACUUCUCAAGAUGAGCAGCUGCCCUCAUGUUUCCCCUGCUGGGAUUCUGUGUGUGGCUGAUCAGUGUCACGGUCUUCGGGAACUCGCUUUGAAUUAUUACUUGCUGAGUGAUGAGCUGCUCUUGGCCCUGUCCACUGAGAAGCACGUGCUCCUGGAACACCUACGCAUUGAUGUUGUGAGCGAGAACCCUGGGCAGACCCAGUUCCACUCCAUCAAGAAGAGCAGCUGGGAUGCUUUGGUGCAGCACUCCCCCACGGUCAGCAUCGUCAUGUACUUCUACCUGUACGAGGAGGAGUUCGAGCCCUUCUUCCGCGAGGAAACCCCUGUGACGCACCUCUAUUUUGGGCAGGCUGUCAGCAAAGAGAUGCUUGGUCGCAUAGGACUGAACUGCCCCAGGUUGGUUGAGCUGGUAGUUUGCGCCAACGGCCUCCAGCCCUUGGAUGAUGAGCUCAUCCGUAUUGCUGAUCGCUGCAAGAAUCUGACAGCUAUCGGCCUCGGGGAAUGCGAGGUGACUUGCAGUGGCUUCCUUGAGUUUGUGAAGAGGUGUGGUGGACGGCUCAGCGAGCUGUCCAUAAUGGAGGAGGUGCUGAUUCCAGAUAGCAAGUACAGCAUGGAGCAGAUUCACUAUGAGGUUUCGAAACACCUGGGAAGGAUGUGGUUUCCAGACAUGAUGCCCACAUGGUAAACUGUUCAGACUGUACAUAACCACCCAACUGAGACG